Messenger RNA from Paramormyrops kingsleyae, 3594 nucleotides. The record is from RefSeq and is a predicted model, not a curated record. NCBI's taxonomy places the organism in Eukaryota, Metazoa, Chordata, Actinopteri, Osteoglossiformes, Mormyridae.
UUUGUCAUGACGAAUUUCGUCUAUUUGGAAGAGGUUUCUACUUUAAACAUCAAUAGUCGUUUGUAAUUCACAUUCUCGUCUAACUUUUUCCCCAUUAAACUUUAAUAUAGUUUUGGACAUUUGAAUUUAAUGACCGGCAGUGUAUUUUAUGGACUGUCAAAAAUAUUGUCUUGCAGACAAUUGGUUUUGGUAUGCGAUUAUUUUAAGCUCCUGAUUUAUAGUAGACAGCAAAAUUUGGUCAAGACAUAGGUCCAGACAGGUUAAAAAGCGGAGGUGCGUCAACACUACCAACACCCAGGAGUCGUGCAUCGGAGUGGACACGGAAAUGUAUUAUCACUGACAGGAAGUCGGUCACUUUAAACAAACAAAAAAGUUUUGCAAACGCUAUUUUGGUGGAACUGACUAAAGGACCUCGGGACGAAAAGUGCGAUAGCACGUUAUAACACUGGUUGUAUGUUGAGGAAGAAAAGGCGGGUUGGAGGAGAAAGAGAAAGGGGGGAGAUACGGAAAUCAACCGAUCGCGACAUUUUGUACGGGGCAUCUGGCAGCCUGGGUUACGAUUAAGAAAAUGGCUGACUCCAGUGACAGCAAGCCAUUUGUGGCGACUUCUUCUAUCACCUUCAAAGUUACCACUCCUUCCUUUUAUAACCAACCAAAAAAGUUUGCUUCUGUGGCUCCGCCUCGGCCCAAAAGUCAGACUAGCCAACCGCAACCCGCGACCUCUAACCUAAUACCUGCCAGCACAGCCGUUAUUGGUCGUGUGGGAGAGCUUCCUCCGCCACCUCCUCCUGUCUGUGAUGACUUCCCACCCCCUCCUCCCCCAUUGGAUGAUGCUGAGCUACCAGUCCCACCCCCUGAAUGUCAAAUCACACCCCCUGCUUAUGAGGCCCCUCCCCCUGCCUUUCCUGCUCCUCCCUCUCCGCCUCCAGAAGACUUUCCUAUUCCAUCAGCACCUGAGGACAUCUCCUCACAAACGUAUACCCCUCCUCCUCCCCCUCCGCCUCCUCCGCCUCCCCCGCCACCUCCUUCCAGCAGUAACAAUAAUAACUCACAGAGGCUCAUGGAGAAGCAGACUAGCUUUGACAGGCAGCUGGAUUCCCUAACUGAUCUGUUGUCUGAGAUGGAAACCAGAGGGCCUUUUAACCCCAAGAUACCUUCUCAAGCUCCACUAGUGUCUGCACCCAAACCAUCUGGCCCACCAGCCACUGCCCCAAAACCACUUUCCUUCCUGCCUCCCCCUGAGCUUCAGGACCACCCACCCCCCGCCCCAUGGGCUGAAGAGCUCAAAGCCAGGACAACAAACAGACAAGCCAAUCAGGGCCCUGCCCCAACCCAUAGUCAGCCUCCACCAGCCAAUAAGACUCCAACGGUGGCCCCCAAGACAGGCUUUCCCACCAGUCAAGGCACAUCCAACAACAAGAACCCAGCUUUCGGCUCCAAGGGAGGUGUCACUGCUCCCUCUGCCGUCACGAAAGCCCCAAAUUCUAUCACGCCCUCCAUUGCUGCGAAACCUGCCCCAUCCAAUUCAUUCCCUCCUCCCCCUGUUAAUCAAAAUGCACCCAAGCGGGCCGUUUCGCCGGUUGUCAACCACUCGAAGACCUCCCCAGCUGCUAGUCAGGAAACUGUGAGCGCCCCCACUAUGGCAUCACAGCCUAAACCGAUUUCUUCAGCAUCUCCUCCGUGCGGCCAAUCUGCAGGGCCUCCAGCCUCCAAGCCUGCCCAGCCCCCUGGUUCUGGUUCUGGUUCGGGAAUGCCCCUUUCCAUGAGAGAAGUGGAGGAGCUAGAGAAAAUGACUCAGGACUUCAUUAAGAACAUGGACGCACACGCCCCUGUCAUCACCUCACCUCCCACAGAGGUUUGUGGGAAGUGUAGGCAGGCCCUCUCCCGCUCUCAGCCCGCCGUGCGAGCCAUGGACAAGCUCUUUCACUCCGACUGCUUCUGCUGCAUGACCUGCCAGCGACCCCUGCAGGGCUUGCAGUUCUAUGACAGAGAUGGACAUCCACAGUGCGAGGACUGCUUUGUGAACUCCCUGCCCGUGUGCGCCCGCUGCGGCGAGCACGUCACUGACCGCGUGCUGAAGGCUGUCGGCCAGAGUUUCCACGCACAUUGCUUCCGCUGUAGUACUUGCGACUGCAGCCUGGAGGGGGCGCCCUUCAUCACUGAUGACGACAGCCGGCCCUACUGCGUUUCUGACUACCACCGUCGCUUCUCACCGGUCUGCGUGAGCUGUAAGGAGCCCAUCGUGCCUGAUCCCGGCAGCGAGGAGACCAUCCGGGUAGUGGCUCUUGACAAGAACUUCCACCUGAAAUGCUACAGAUGUGAGGACUGCGCACGCCCCCUGUCUAUAGAGGCAGAUGCUGAUGGCUGCUACCCAUUGGACGGUAGAAUCCUCUGCAUGAAGUGCCACGCCCACCGUGUCAAGCAGGCCGCACAUUGAUUUGUGAAGACAGCCGCCAGUCUAAGCCUGACCAAAAAUCAUACGCAUAGAAUAGCUUUGGCUCUGAUUUUGUGAUUUAUAGCCAUUUCUGGCCUAUCUCAGUUCAGAGGUAAUGUACUGUACUGUGCAAAUCCUGUAGUCACCCCGGUUAGCCUACGUCUAUGAUGUCUGUCAUACAUUUAGCUCCCAGCAUGAUUUGCACAGGUAUAGCUUUGGCUUUAAGCAACCUCUAACACCAAUGCACUUUGGGAUUCCUAGUACAUAGCAACUUCUCCAGCACUCUUAUUUCAACAAAAGUAAAUCUGAGUACUUUAUAAAACCUUUUGUGGGAGUUUAAGGUGCAUUGGGCUUGCUCCACAAGUCGACUUAGGGGGCUGUUUAUUCAUUUCUAGCAAUCAUAAUAUAUGGAGUGUUUUGUAUAAAUUACAUUUCCCAGCAAAACUUUCUUGCAAAUUUUUUGGUCUCAGUGCUGCAUGGGGAUAGUAGUUUUAGGGCUAAAAAUUGUAUUUUGACUGGUGAGCCUGUAAAAAUUUGAGGGUUUUUUUUCCCCCCACUAUAUUCAGUAUUUAUAAAGACUGAAAACACUUUUGGCUUGCAGCUAUAAAUACAGUGGUUUAAAAUGCCAUUCAGUUCACACGCUUAAAUUAUAGAGUAUAACAGGUGUUUAUGAAAAUAAUGCAUAUUAAAGUGCUUCUAGCACUGCAGCCCAGCUGAAAUUACAUUGCCAAUUAAAUAGCUCAUUUCAUUUUCCUAAUGCCUGUGUUUUGCAACAAAUUUAGAUAUUUAAACAUUAAUAUUGACACUUCGGAGACUAUAACAACAUUGCCUUUGUUAAAUAAGUGAUUUCAACGUUAGUGUAGAAGUUCAAAUUACAAAUACGUAUAGAAUUACUGUUAUGGCUGCAUAUGAAUACAUAGCUGAACUUAAAAUGUGUAUUUAAGGCACGCAUGAAAUAGAAUUAGUUACACACCUGCACUUGGAUAUCUUUGAAAGUGUUUGAAUUGCAAUUUUGGAAAUUCCAAAACAAUAAUUGCUAUUUGAAGAAAUUCCAUACAUGUUGUUAUAGUUACACUAAUACUGAUGUCUCCAUCUAAUAAUAGCAUGUGCCUUCAUUGUAAGUGGUAUAAACUUAAUUGGAUCACAUUCAUAGCUGCACA